Molecule: messenger RNA, 198 nt
Organism: Laccaria bicolor S238N-H82
Lineage: Eukaryota; Fungi; Basidiomycota; Agaricomycetes; Agaricales; Hydnangiaceae
Exons: 2
Coding region: 1-198 (65 amino acids)
Source: RefSeq, a predicted model, not a curated record
AUGGGUGAAAGGGAGUAUGCAACAAUAUGGGGGGCACAGUGGCUCAGGUGGCAAUCAUUUACCUGGCUUGGGUCUGCAAGGUCUCAAGUUCGAUCCCCCACAUGUGGAAAACAAUUUAGACACCAUGUGCAUUCAACACCCCCGGGAGAUGCUGAGAUGGGUCAGGUGUAUGGGAAGGUGACGCGGUCUGUUGUAUAG